Molecule: messenger RNA, 1056 nt
Organism: Sarcophilus harrisii (Tasmanian devil)
Lineage: Eukaryota; Metazoa; Chordata; Mammalia; Dasyuromorphia; Dasyuridae
Exons: 3
Coding region: 1-822 (273 amino acids)
Source: RefSeq, a predicted model, not a curated record
AUGUCACCCUUGGCGGAGGACGCUAUCUUUGGACCUAUCCAGGAUGAACCACGCGCUCGGGCCGCCCUCAUUCAUACAGCAGGUUCUGAUUGGCCCCUGGGAUCUGGUCUCCGCCUCCAGACUCUGAUUGGCUGGAAGAGGCACGCCGUGGGCGAGGAACGACGCUCCUCUCCAAGCCUGUGGCGGUUCUCCUGCGCCCCUCAUCCGCCCCCUCCUUCGUUUCUGCCGUAUCCUCGACCGUGGCUCCCCAAAAAUAGCGUUGGGAAAGGGGUGUGCGAGAAAAAUAGAGGAUGUGUCCUUCCCCUGGGCAGCGCUAACACCUGGGUCGGAUCACGAAUACGUGGGAGUCCUAUCUGGCCUGGCAGGAGGCCGCCUCAAUUAUUUAAAACUGAAGUUCGUCUGUGGGUGGAGGAAGGAACCUUGGCGCCAUCGCCUUGGAAACUGUUUCGCUCGGUACUGGGUGGAGGAACUAGCGGAUCACGUUGGGACUCCAGUGUGGGCAACCAUCUCCUGCCGCGGGUUACUGAGACCCUGCUUAUCCUCCAAAGGCUGGGACCUCGGAAAAUGCGGACCCUGAUACUUCGACCUCCUCUCAGCCUUUUAGCACUACGGACGCCUGAAGCCAGCUGCUUAAUGCAAGUCCUGGAAGUUCCUGCCUCAGAUUUCCCGCCUUUGAGCCUCUGCACCAGACCCGGGAAUGCUCAGGAAAAUCCAGGCGAGGAGGGACAAGAGAGGUGGAAGAGAAAAAGACAACCAACCAAUCCUGACUUGUUUUGUGUUUUCCCAUUUACAAACCAUUAUAUUAAAAAUUUUUAUCUGUGACACGUAUGAGCAGAAAAGGUGAUUCUGUCCAAGAUAUCCAGAGCCAGGGAAGGACAGUCCGAAUACUAUACUUAGGUGAUAACCUCAAAAAGCUAAAAGACCUAGAGCUUGCCCCGAGCGCAAUAGGUGCUGCAUUUGUGAGAAGACUGAAACAAGAAUCAUCCCAAAUGUGUAAUCUGCACCAAAGAGAGGCAUUGUACAGAAUGCAGACACAUUAUUUUCCUUUUUUGUCAU